AUGAAACUCGCCGUCUUCAGCGCCAAAUCCUACGAUCGGACCUACCUCGAGGCAACCCGCCCGACAUAUCCCCACCUCCACAUUGACUACCACUCCUUCGCCCUCACCCAGGAAACCGUAUCGCUCGCGAGUGACUCCGAUGCCGUCUGCGUCUUCGUAAACGACACCCUCGACGCCCCCGUCCUGCACGCCCUCCACGCCUCAGGCGUCCGAGCCAUCCUCCUUCGCUGUGCCGGCUUCAAUCACGUCGACCUCCCAACUGCCGAAUCCCUCAACCUCUUCGUCGCCAACGUCCCCGCCUACUCCCCCGAAGCCGUCGCCGAAUUCGCCGUCACUCUCGUCCAAACCCUCAACCGCGCUACCCACCGCGCCUACAAUCGCGUCCGUGAAGGCAACUUCAACAUUGAGGGCUUGCUCGGCUCCACUCUGCACGGCAAGACAGUCGGAUUAAUCGGCGUCGGCCGCAUCGGGCUGGCCACCGCCCGGAUCUUCCAGGGCUUCGGAUGCCACAUCCUCGCGCACGACCCUUUUGCAUCCGCUGAAGAAUUCCGCCCGUAUGGCACACUAGUCGAUCUAGAUACCUUGCUCCGGGAGAGUGAGGUUGUCAGUCUUCACUGUCCAUUGAAUGAGGGGACCCGCCAUUUGAUUAAUGCCGACACCCUGGCCAAGAUUCGACCCGGGGCCUUGCUGGUGAAUACGUCCCGUGGUGGAUUAAUUGACAGUAGUGCGGUGAUUGUUGCCCUGAAGAGUAAGAGGCUCGGCGGGUUGGCCUUGGAUGUGUAUGAGGCGGAGAGUGAAUUCUUUUAUAACGAUCACUCGGAUGAAAUUAUUCAUGAUGAUGUACUUGCAAGGCUAUUGACAUUCCCCAACGUGAUCGUGUGCUCGCACCAGGGGUUCUUUACUAAGGAAGCCUUGACCGAGAUUGCGGGCGUGACGCUGGGAAAUCUGGAUGACUUUGUGAAUGCGCGGAAAUGUCCCAAUUCGCUCGUCGCGCAUGGUCAUGUUUUGGUGAAGGAGGAUUCGGCUCCCGUGCGCUUGUAG
This is a messenger RNA of Penicillium waksmanii, 1041 nucleotides long. Its product is annotated as 2-hydroxyacid dehydrogenase. Gene Ontology annotation, molecular function: D-lactate dehydrogenase (NAD+) activity; NAD binding. The record is from RefSeq and is a predicted model, not a curated record. Bases 1 to 1041 code for a protein of 346 amino acids. Lineage: Eukaryota; Fungi; Ascomycota; Eurotiomycetes; Eurotiales; Aspergillaceae. The transcript has a single exon.